This is a messenger RNA of Lagenorhynchus albirostris (white-beaked dolphin), 2101 nucleotides long. RefSeq names its product sphingomyelin phosphodiesterase 3 (gene SMPD3). NCBI's taxonomy places the organism in Eukaryota, Metazoa, Chordata, Mammalia, Artiodactyla, Delphinidae. Gene Ontology annotation, biological process: sphingomyelin metabolic process. The record is from RefSeq and is a predicted model, not a curated record. Gene Ontology annotation, cellular component: cytoplasm; extracellular region. The transcript has 7 exons. The coding region runs from base 1 to 1962 and encodes 653 amino acids. Gene Ontology annotation, molecular function: sphingomyelin phosphodiesterase activity.
AUGGUUUUGUACACGACCCCCUUUCCCAACAGCUGUCUGUCCGCCCUGCACGCCGUGUCCUGGGCCCUCAUCUUCCCAUGCUACUGGCUGGCGGACCGGCUCCUGGCCUCCUUCAUACCCACCACCUACGAGAAGCGCCAGCGGGCGGAUGACCCGUGCUACCUCCAGCUGCUCUGCACCGUGCUCUUCACGCCCGUCUACCUGGCCCUCCUGGUCGCCUCGCUGCCCUUUGCGCUCCUUGGGUUCCUCCUCUGGUCCACCCUGCAGUCGGCCCGCCGGCCCUACGUCUACUCCCGGCUGGAGGACAAGGGCCCAGCCAGCGGGGCGGCCCUGCACAGUGAAUGGAAGGGUACAGGUCCUGGCAAAAGCUUCUGCUUCGCCACUGCCAACCUCUGCCUCCUCCCAGACUCGCUGGCUAGGCUCAACAACGUUUUCAACACCCAAGCCCGGGCCAAAGAAAUCGGCCAGAGAAUCCGCAAUGGGGCCAGUAGGCCCCAGAUCAAAAUCUACAUCGACUCACCCACCAACACCUCCAUCAGCGCGGCCAGCUUCAGCAGCCUGGUGUCACCGCAGGGCAGUGAUGGCGUGGCCCGGGCCGUCCCUGGGAGCAUUAAGAGGACGGCCUCUGUGGAAUACGGUGGGCGUCACCCUAGCGACGAGGCUGCCAAUGGCCUGGCCUCCGGGGACCCAGCUGAAGGUGGCAGCCUUGAGGACGCCUGCAUCGUGCGCAUCAGUGGCGACGAGGGGGGCCGGCCCCCUGAAGCCGUCGACCCCCCUUCUGGGGGCCAGGCCAGGAACGGGGCUGGUGGGGGCCCACAGGGCCAGACGCCCAACCAGAGUCAGCGGGAUGGGGACUCGGGGAGCCUGGGCAGCCCCUCAGCCUCCAGGGAGUCACUGGUGAAGGCGCGGGCCGGGGCUGAUGGCGGCGGUGGGGAGCCGGGCGCCAACAGCAAGCUCCCGUACAAGUCCUCGGUGGCGAAGAAGGCAGCCGUGCGCAGGAGGCGCCACCCGGACGAGGCCUUUGACCACGAGGUCUCAGCCUUCUUUCCUGCCAACCUAGACUUCCUAUGCCUGCAGGAGGUGUUUGACAAGCGGGCGGCCGCCAAGUUGAAAGACCAGCUGCAUGGCUACUUCGAGUACAUCCUCUAUGAUGUCGGAGUCUACGGCUGCCAUGGCUGCUGCAGCUUCAAGUGUCUCAACAGCGGCCUCUUCUUUGCCAGCCGCUACCCCAUCAUGGACGUGGCCUAUCACUGUUACCCCAACGGGCGGUCCUCUGACAGCCUGGCCUCGAAGGGAGCUCUGUAUCUCAAGGUGCAGGUAGGAAAUACACCUCACGACCAAAGAAUUGUCGGGUACAUCUCCUGCACACACCUGCACGCCCUGCCAGAGGACAGUGACAUUCGGUGUGAGCAGCUGAACAUGCUUCAGGACUGGCUGGCUGAUUUCCGAAAAUCUACCUCCUCGUCCAGCGCAGCCAACCCCGAGGAGCUGGUGGCGUUUGACGUCGUCUGCGGAGAUUUUAACUUUGACAACUGCUCCUCUGACGACAAGCUGGAGCAGCAGCACUCCCUGUUUACACGUUACAAGGACCCCUGCCGCCUGGGGCCUGGGGAGGAGAAGCCAUGGGCAAUCGGUACCCUAUUGGACAAGGACGGUCUCUACGACGAGGAAGUGUGCACCCCUGACAAUCUGCAAAAGGUCCUGGAGAGCGAGGAAGGUCGUCGCGAGUACCUCGCCUUCCCCAGCAGCAAGAGCCCUGGGGGAGGCCAGAAGGGACGCAAAGAGCUGCUGAAGGGCAACGGCAGGCGCAUUGACUACAUGCUGCACGGGGAGGAGGGGCUGUGCCCAGACUGGAAGGCCGAGGUAGAAGAAUUCAGUUUCAUCACCCAGCUGUCGGGCCUGACAGACCACCUCCCGGUGGCCAUGCGACUGAUGGUAUCUGCGGGGGAGGAGGAGGCAUAAAUGGGCCAAGUCAUCACGAGCAGCAGGGCCUCCGCCAGCCCUCUGAGCCGCAGUCCCUCCCUGGCCAUGUCCCUUCAGCGAGCACCACCCGUGCUGGGGGAGGCGGGCAGGGGCCUGGGAGAGCUGCAGCCAGUCCUGG